AUGGGGUCAACAAACUUCGGCCAAGCAUCGUACAAUCAUCCUCCGGUGUUCACUGGGUCAAAUUACACGGCAUGGAAGAAGAGAAUGAAGACAUUCCUGUGGGGUGUCGACGAAGAUCUAUGGAUCGUGGUGCGCGACGGUCCACUCGCCAUGGAUAAUGAAGAACAAGGAAUCUGGUCCGCCGCCCAAAAGAAGAGCGCCCAACUCAAUCAGCGGGCCAUGCACAUCCUCCAGUCAGCGAUGGCACCUGAUGAAGCGGACAAGGUGGAACAUUGCGACUCAGCUCAAGAAAUCUGGAACUCUCUCGAAAGCACGUACGAAGGAACGUCAAAUAUCAAGGAAACCAGGAUCGAUCUUCUGGUGCAUGAGUACGAGUGCUUCGAAAUGGCUCCAGGUGAGGGUAUUCAUGAAAUGUACUCUCGAUUUACAGUUCUUAUCAAUAAACUCAAAGGGCUAGGAAAGAUUUACCUUCUUAAAGAUCUAAAUAGAAAAAUUUUGAGGUCUCUGCCUAAACAAUGGCUGCCUAAACGAACAGCGAUUGAAGAAGCCAGGAACUUAAAUACUCUUCCUAUAGAUGAAUUGAUAGGGUCCCUGUUGAGUCAUGAGCAUGUUCUUAGACAAGUUAACAAGGAUGAAGAGAAACGUAAGAAGAAUUUAGCCUUUAAAUCUCAGGUGAUAGAUUAUGACUCAGACACUGAUUUAGGUGAUGAAUUCAAUAAAGAAUUUGCUCUAAUAAGCAAUAAGUUUCAUAGGAUGCUUAAAUAUAAACAUGAUCAAAAACAGAAGGCUUAUGAUCGUGGUGGAUCUCAUCGUACUAACCCCUUUGACAAAGUCAAAAAUAAUUUUCAAGAUAGGCUGCGUACUCCGCAGACCAAGCGUGUUGAAACAGGAACAGUUGAAACACAGGAUUGUUACAAAUGUGGGAAGCCUGGCCACAUUCGUGCAAAUUGUCCUCUGACAUUAAGGGCUAAAGAAAAGGCCAUGAAGGCCACUUGGAGCGAUUACGAGUCAGAUGAGGAGGAGGAAGAAGAGGAAGAAAGAGCACUCAUGGCAUUUACAGAACAGGAGCCUGCUUCUCAAACACCUUACAAAUCUCCUGAAGAUUCACAGUGGUACCUUGAUAGCGGCUGCUCGCAUCACAUGUCUGGUAAGAGUUAUUUGUUCAAUUCUCUUGCAAGAAAACGUGGUGGUAAAGUAACCUUUGGAGAUGACAGUCAGGGGAUUAUAGUUGGUUCUGGAAAUAUAGGUGAAAUCCCUGGACCAGUCAUUAAAAAUGUGUUAUUAGUAGAGGGUCUGAAGCAUAACCUUCUAUCUAUAAGUCAGCUCUGCAGUAAUGGCAAUCGUGUCAUUUUUGAGAAUAAUAAGUGCUCUGUAGAACAGGUGAACGAAAACAAAAUACUUUUCACUGGUAAAAGAGUUAACAAUAUGUAUACUGUAGAUGUGUCUGAUCUAAGUUUAUUCAAUGCCAAGUGUCUUCAAGUGUCCGCUACUGCCCCUGAACUUCUUUGGCAUAAACGCCUCGGACAUGUUAGUAUAUCUAAGCUAGCCGAGUUGUCCAAACUUAGUCUAGCAAGAGGUAUACCUAAAUUUAAAGAUAAAACAGACUUCUUCUGCAAUGCCUGCGCUGCUGGCAAGCAUAAAAAGAAAAGCUUUAAGUCUAAACCUAAUAUCACAACCAUUAGGACUUUUGAAUUAAUUCAUAUGGACCUCUUUGGACCUUGUAAUGUCACCAGUCUAGGAGGCAAAAACUACGUUUAUGUUUUGGUAGAUGAUUUCUCCAGAUUCACUUGGGUAUAUUUCCUAUCUAACAAAGAUGAGACCUUUGAAAAAUUCAAGACAUUUGUUACCUUGCAUCACCAAAAUAUAGACAGUAUUCGUAGUGAUAACGGGGGAGAAUUUAUUUCUGAUGUGUUUAAUGAAUUUUGUGACCAGUUAGGAAUUAAACACACUUUUUCUGCUCCUCGUACCCCUCAGCAAAAUGGAGUUGUGGAACGAAAAAAUAGGACUCUUAUUGAGUGUGCUAGGACUAUGUUAUUAGACUACAACUUGCCUAAGUUCUUCUGGGCUGAAUCUGUUAACACAGCAUGUUACAUCAUCAAUCGCGUCAUUGUUAGAAAACAGAUCAAUAAAACGCCUUAUGAAAUUCUAAAAGGAAAAACUCCUAGAAUAUCUUAUUUUCAUCCCUUUGGAUGCCCCUGUUUUACUUUAAACACUCGUGAUCAUCUAGGUAAAUUCGAUGCUAAGUCAGACCCUGCUACAUUCCUUGGAUAUUCCUCUAAGGGUCAAGCUUAUAGAGUGUUUAACAAAAGAACUAGAAAAGUGGAGGAGUCAGUUCAUGUAGUGUUUAAUGAAACUGAUCAGAGUACUCCAGAUCCUGCUUUACUAAUUGAUUUGAGUGAACUAACGAGCUCUUGUCAAGUUUCAUCUAGUGAACUUACAGCUACUGUCAAGGAACCAAGUUCCCAAGAAACCAUAGAGCAACCUGAUGAUGCAGCAGAGGCACCUAAAGCCCCAUCCCACAUUCAAAAACGACAUCCAGAAAGCCAAAUCAUUGGAAAACUGAAUGAUGGUCUGCAAACUCGAGGUAAGUACAUCCCUGGACAAUAUGCUUUUGUCUCACAAAUUGAACCAAAAAAUUAUAAAGAAGCUUUAGAAGAUGAAGAAUGGAAUUUUGCAAUGAUUGAGGAACUCACCCAGUUUGAAUAUCUACAUGUUUGGGAUCUUGUCCCUCGUCCUCCUAAUGUGAUAGUUAUAGGAACUAAGUGGAUUUUUAGGAAUAAAUCUGAUGAACUUGGAUUUAUUAUAAGAAACAAAGCUAGACUUGUAGCUCAAGGGUACCUUCAAGAGGAAGGCAUCGACUACGAUGAGACCUUUGCCCCUGUAGCUAGAAUUGAAUCCAUUAGGCUGCUAUGUGCUUUUGCUAGUCAUAUGGGUUUCCCAUUAUAUCAAAUGGAUGUUAAAAGUGCAUUCUUGAAUGGGAUCAUUCAAGAAGAGGUAUAUGUGUCACAACCUCCUGGUUUUGUUGACUUUGAACAUCCAGAUCAUGUUUACAAACUCAACAAGGCAUUAUAUGGUCUCAAACAAGCUCCUAGAGCAUGGUUUGAGCGCCUCACUGCCUUUUUGAUCGAAAACUCUUUCACUCAAGGAGGAAUAGACAAAACUCUAUUCAUCAAACAAAUAAAUGGCAAAAUUCUUCUUGUGCAAAUUUAUGUAGAUGAUAUAGUCUUUGGAUCAACUGAUCCAUCUCUGUGCACUGAGUUUUGUAAUUCUAUGCAAUCUGUUUUCGAAAUGAGCAUGAUGGGGGAGCUCAAAUUCUUCCUUGGUCUUCAAGUUAAGCAGACCCCCUCUGGAAUCUUUAUUAACCAGUCUAAGUAUGUGCAAAAUAUGCUUGAUAAAUUUGGUUUCAAUAAUCUUAAAUCAAGUAAAACCCCGAUGGCUGUGAACAUUAAGUUAGAUAAGGAUGUUACAGGAGUUCCAGUAGAUGAAAAGAAAUUUAGGGGUAUGGUUGGCUCUCUUCUAUACUUGACUGCUAGUAGACCAGACAUUCAUUAUAGUGUGUGCAUGUGUGCUCGAUUCCAGUCAGCCCCUAAAGAAAGUCAUCUAACUGCCAUUAAGAGGAUCUUUAGAUAUUUAAAAGGAACUCCUGAGCUAGGCCUAUGGUAUCCUAAACAUAACAACUUCUCUCUAAUUGGCUAUAGUGACUCAGAUUUUGCUGGCAGCCUAACUGAUAGGAAAAGCACCACUGGGACAUGUCAGUUUGUAGGAACAUCCUUGGUGUCUUGGUCUUGCAAAAAACAGGGUGCUGUUGCCCUCUCUACUGCUGAAGCAGAAUAUAUUGCUGCAGGCAGUUGCUGCACGCAGCUCAUUUGGCUUAAGAAUCAGCUUAGGGAUUAUAAUGUUCUUACCCAUUCCAUACCUCUUCUCUGUGAUAAUACUAGUGCCAUCUGUAUGGCAAAAAAUCCUGUCCAGCAUUCUAGAACUAAGCAUAUAGAGGUUAAGUAUCACUUCAUUCGGGAUUUAGUUCAGCAACAUACCAUAACUAUUAGUCAUAUCCCCACUGAGUAUCAACUAGCUGAUCUAUUUACGAAAGCCUUGAAUGCUGAUCGUUUUACUUUCCUUUGUUAUGAGAUAGGGUUGAGAUCUCCAGAUAAUCUGGAAGAUUUGCCCUGA
Molecule: messenger RNA, 4170 nt
Organism: Linum trigynum
Lineage: Eukaryota; Viridiplantae; Streptophyta; Magnoliopsida; Malpighiales; Linaceae
Source: the annotation of a GenBank genome assembly